GCGAGACGUCGCGUUUUAGCGAAUGAAACUGUUCACUCCGGGAUCCAUGCGUUUUAUCGGCGUGUCACCCACCCAGGAUAAAUACGGAUGAAUAUGCCUGAUCCACCCAUACCGACACUAUUUCGGGGACAAAAUUCUAAACUUUCGAAACCGUACCGGACGCAAAAAUCUGGAAGGGAAAUCCCACUUAUUUUGAUGUUUAUACCAAUUUCAGUAUUAGUUCGGGUAGCGAACUGUUGCAGGCACCCCGAACCGGCGCCGUUCCCCACUCCGUGUUUUGCUGCCGCCCGCGGAUGGAUACGUUCCUGCACUGCGCGGCGCUCAGGUCGAGCCGAUAGGGCGACGGCGGGACGGAAAGCGAAAAGAAAAAAGAGAGGGAUAGCGAAGGUGGAAAGCGAGCCCCGGACCAGCGCAAAAUAUACCGAAUCGACACUCCGCUCAGCUGGGUCAACGUGAACUGGGACCCCCGCAAAAGAGGGACAGGCCGGAGAUCGCGCGAAGUAGCAGCAGACGGCCGAGCUCCGCCAGCGGUAUCCAUCUUGCUUCAUCGGCCGGUGUCCGCCUCACGUGUCCCGGACGGCCUCUCUCACAUGACCCGAGUGUUUGUCCCCGUGAUCGGCGCCUCCAUCCCCCGUCUCCGCAUCCCUCGGCCCCGCGCUCUGUACCGCCACCCCCAUGGAUAUGCUGGAGCAGAGUCUGGACGCUGCUGCGAGUCACGAAAAACAGGAGGAGGAGGUUGUUCAGAUUUCUGAAGGAGACAGUGCCGGGGGUGGAGAACAGGCCGCGGUAACCAUAGCAAGUGUUCAGCCAGCCGCCUUCGGGGAUCACAACAUUCAGUACCAGUUUCGCACAGAGAACAGCGGCGGGCAGGUGACGUACCGCGUCGUCCAGGUGACGGAUCCGCAGCUGGAGACGGGGGAUGACGGAGGCGGGGCGGUCAGUGUCGUGUCCACCGCCGCCUUCGCUGGGAACCCGCAGGCGGUCGCGCAGGCAGUGAUCCAGAACCCCUUCAGUAAUGGCGGCAGCCCCGUGGGGGAGUCGGUGGCCGGUGAGACGCGCUUUGCCUAUUUUCCUGCCGCCACGGUGAGCGACGGGACGGCCACCGCUGUGUCGGUACAGGCCACCUCCGACCCAAGUCUCACGCAGGCAGGGGGCCAGUUCUAUGUGAUGAUGACCCCCCCUGACGUCCUGCAGUCCGGCACACCCCGGACCAUCGCGCCACGCACGCACCCUUACUCCACAGUGGAAAACAGACCAGUGCAACAUGACAGUUUAAACUGGAAGAUCGACGGUCCACGCACACCGAGAGAUGAGAGGAGGCGGGCACAACACAAUGAAGUGGAGAGGCGGAGGCGAGAUAAAAUCAACAACUGGAUUGUGACCCUCUCAAAAAUUAUACCCGACUGCACUAUGGACAGCAGCAAGACUGGAGCGGUGAGCCGUCCUGCCAGCGAUGGGAGGGACGAGGCCUCCAGAGCUGAGAGCAAGGGCGGCAUCCUGUCCAAGGCCUGCGAUUACAUCCGGGAGCUCAGACAGAACAACCAGCGGCUACAUGAGAGCUACAAGGAGGUGGAGCGGGUCCAGGUGGACAACGAGCUCCUCCGGCAGCAGAUCGAGGAGCUGAAGAACGAGAAUGCCCUCCUGAGGGCUCAGAUGCAGCAGCACGGCAUCGAGGGGGUGGGGGAGUCGGCGCCACAGUGAGGCAGGGGCGUGGGCCUGGGGGCGGAGCCAAGGGGAGCUGCAGGGCGCGAGGAAGGACUGCUGAGAAGGCACCUCGCUGGCUGCCUCCCUCUCUCUGCAGGCUGGGGCUGGAAUCCUCCGGAGGACAUGGGGCGGCCUGAGCCAGCUCUGCCCGGGGCCCCCUGCUCAUUAAGCCUGCCUCGGACCCUGAUGAUGAAUGUCCUGCGGAGAGCCCUGCCGCCUCUGGAGGGUUUAUUUCCUGCCCUUUGUCUCUCCUUUUUUUUUUUUUCUUUUGUUCUCAGUUUUACUUUUGCAUCUUUUUUUAUGACGUUUCUUACUGCUGUUCAUGUCACUAUUUGGCCCUUUGUUUGGGUUAAUUUAUUAGCUUUUUAGGCGAACGCAAGUGGGGAAGAGAGGGGCAUAGAAACUGAUGUGGCACCAGGUCGCGCGGUCUGGGCUGAGCGGACCCUGCCGGUCCCCGAGACGGGGGCCUUCCUCUCCUUAGGGACUGGCAUAGUUCUCACAGAUGGAUUCGCAAUAAAGCAUCACGCUGUAGCGCUCGGAUAACUCAUGAGGUCCAGUACGCACGCUCUGAAGCUUUGAGACUGCCCUACAGACCGUGCCCCGCAGAAGAGCUGAACGUAGUCAGACAAUUUAGGAGCAUUGAAACCCUUUUCCUCACGGAUAUCGACACCUCCGUGCUGCAAAGCCAGCAGCCUCGUCUAAGCAUCUUGGAUCUCCUCAUGCUCUUCCAAUGUAGAAUUGCACCCUUCGUAGAUCCGGUUUCUCCUCAGAGCACUUAACGUAGCUUUGGGUCCGGCUCAGAACGCCUCCUGGUGCGUGUUUUUUAUUUUUAUUUUUAUUUUAUUUUAUUUUGAUGUUCCCCCUUUUUUUAGGAAUGUAAAAUACUAGCUAGAUGGCUACUUUUAGUGACCAACUUGAAGGUGGUCUAUGAAGAGCUGGAGUGACUGCAGAAUGUCAGGACUUCCUCCUUCGGGGUUGUAUGUGCUUGUAUGUGCAUUUUGUUUUGUGGUAAUUUUUAAUUAUUUUUGUAAAUAAGUUCAUGAAUAAGGACUCUUUGGGGAAAGAAAAGACUCAUUACAGAGAUGUUAAUGGUUUUCCUUGCUUGUGUUCUUUGAGGGGGGAGGAAAUGAAUGUGGAGAUUGACAGACUGACAAGCCAACCGGCACCACCUGCCUCCUUCGUCCCGCCUCCAAGAAUGAUGAUAAAUUUAUAUAUCAAAUUUUUUUAAUUCAUUUUUUCUUCAGUAGUUGGAGAGUCCUGUGACUGGAUAUUGGGGGUAGGGGGGCAAUAAUAAUAAUGUUGCGGGAUUCCGUGUCCUGCAGUAGACUUACACAGACAUCUCAGAUGCUUCAAAUUGGCACCUGGCUCUGUUCACGGGUGUGUGUGUGUGCGGACUCAUCAUGAGGUCUGAGCUUGGGGUGAAGAGUCCAUCCUUUCAGGAACUUCUCUGGAGAUCAGAGCUGUGUUUGUCUGGGCUGGAUUUCCAGUUAGAGAAGGAUGGCAGAUUGUCUCCUUUUUGCCAACUAGUUUUACUUCUCCAGUAGCGCUGGCAUGAGAUUUCAAAGGUAGAAGAGAGAAUAAGCUAAAUAGAGAAAAAAAAUAUUUGCUUUUGGCAAAUUUUAAAAAGUCUGGUUUAUUUUAAUGUUUAUUUUUUUUGAAGUAGCUAAGACUAAAGUACGGAGAACGUGAAGGCUACGGCUGGGAAGGUCUUCGUUGGUCAUCACGGACAUCGGUGCCAUGAAUGAUGCCGCGGACGACGACAAAGCCACGAAAUAAAGAUGUGCUAAUUCCUUCUGAGAGUGAA
Molecule: messenger RNA, 3508 nt
Organism: Brienomyrus brachyistius
Lineage: Eukaryota; Metazoa; Chordata; Actinopteri; Osteoglossiformes; Mormyridae
Product: upstream stimulatory factor 2
Exons: 11
Coding region: 676-1701 (341 amino acids)
Biological process (GO): DNA topological change; regulation of transcription by RNA polymerase II
Molecular function (GO): protein dimerization activity; RNA polymerase II cis-regulatory region sequence-specific DNA binding; ATP binding
Source: RefSeq, a predicted model, not a curated record